AUGAACAUGGAAAAGAAAUUAUUUCAGGAGCAACAGACAAUUGCUUCUGCAGGCUUUAAAAUUAUCGAAACUAAUGAAGACGCAAUUACUGAAACUGAAGGAGUCAUUGGUUAUGCAGCACAAAAAGACAAAGAAAUAUAUUUAUUACACAUCUUUGAUUUAAUUGGAGACGAUAAUCAUCAUCUUUUGAUACUCAAGAGAACUAGGAAAGUUCCGAUGAAGUAG
Entrophospora sp. SA101 is the source of this 225-nucleotide messenger RNA. The record is from the annotation of a GenBank genome assembly. NCBI's taxonomy places the organism in Eukaryota, Fungi, Glomeromycota, Glomeromycetes, Entrophosporales, Entrophosporaceae.